Molecule: messenger RNA, 1433 nt
Organism: Aethina tumida (small hive beetle)
Lineage: Eukaryota; Metazoa; Arthropoda; Insecta; Coleoptera; Nitidulidae
Product: bromodomain-containing protein DDB_G0270170-like
Exons: 2
Coding region: 17-565 (182 amino acids)
Source: RefSeq, a predicted model, not a curated record
UUUUACCAUAGCAAUAAUGAGCGAACAAAAUGGGACGCCUCCUGGUUUCGUAUACUUCCAAACAAAUGCAAUAUCUAAUAAAGAAGAUACUCCUGAUUAUUUAGCGUUCAGUGAUAAUCAUACGACGUCUCCGAUGCAAAGUAGAUUCAAGCCGUCUAGUUUUAGCAGCCCGCAAAAAUUUCAGAAAAGUCCCAGGAAUUAUAACAAUCGACAAAAUUUCCGAAACAACCGUUAUUCAGGGGGUAAUAACAGCAACCGAUCUUACAACAGUUCUAACAACAGUUUUAAUUCGAAUGCUAGCCAAAAUAAUUCGUGGAAACGUGGGGAAAAUAAGCCAUAUAAAAGGACACACAGUAAUUGCAAUAAUCAAAAUGACUUGUGGAAGUAUUUUGAACCAACAUGUUUAAAGGAUCCUUGGGAAGCUUUAGAAAGGUAUCAUGACCAGAAACAAGCAGAACAGAGGGUAAAAGAAAAUCAGUUGGAGGAAAGUAAACAAAAUGAUGAUUUGGUAGAAGGAAGCAGUAGUUCUAGAAGUAGCUCUUCAGAAAGUGAAGAGGAAACAUAACAUUAAUUUCUUGUUAGCUGAAUCAUCAGGUGUUAAUUUAUAACGUCCAACUUUCAAAUAUUUUUAUAUGAUCUUUAUUUUUAUAGAUUUCAGAUGGUAAUAUUUUUUACUGAAAUCUUUAAUUAAUACUAUAUAGAAUUCUUUCUUGUAUAAUUGAUUUAUUUUACAACUUUAUUUAUAUAUUUAAAUUGCUGCACAAAAUUAUAAACAAAUAUCCUAAACAUUUUUUAAAUAAAUAAAAGCAAACAAUAUUAAUAUUGGGUAGGCAGUCAACAAUAGAAUUAUGAAGUCUUAAAUUGUUGUAAAUAUACUUUUAAAUCAUCUUCAGAAAAUAAGAAGACAAUUAGAUAUAAAAAUAUCUUUAAAUCGUUUUAAAUGAGAAUCUUUUAUGUACAAAACUUUGAUCUCCUGUAGUAUAUUUUUAUAGGAUAAAGUGUUCAAACAGUUUUAGCCAUAGAGAUGUAACUAUUCUAUUCAUUUUUUAAUGCAUUGAGUAAUAUUUGUAUUAUUAUUAGGAAACAAUUAAAUUGAAUGAAGGGCUUAUUACAACACAUUCUAAAUAAAUUAAUUAAAUAUAUGUAUACACGAAUUUAAUAGUAUUGUGAUAUACAUUGCAAUAAGGCCUUCAUCUACUUUUUAAAUUAUUACUUAGUAGCGAGUACUAAUCGUGCAAUAUAAUUAUUUCAUGAAAUGUAACCAAAUAUUAGUUUGUCUUUAUUUAUGUACUUGUUUUAUAUACAAUUCAAAAGUACAAAUCUAUUGAUAUUCUUUUAAACAGCACUAACAAAGUACUAAUAUACAGUACGGUUUACAAAAAUUUUAUAAUGUUUAUAAAAUUGUCAGGGCAAAUAAAUAUUUAAAGACUUAA